Messenger RNA from Periconia digitata, 484 nucleotides. NCBI's taxonomy places the organism in Eukaryota, Fungi, Ascomycota, Dothideomycetes, Pleosporales, Periconiaceae. The record is from the annotation of a GenBank genome assembly.
CCAUCAGAGACAGCGCCGGCAGCGGGUGCAUGCUACACAGUACACAGCGAGCGCAGUGCGUGCAUACAUGGGCAGUCGAAGCGCCGAGGCUAAGGGCGAUGCAGCUUAGCGCCCAGAGCGACAAUGGAGACAAUGGAAAUGCAGGUUGGCUCCCUUGUAAAACAGAUGGAUGCUUGUUCCAUGGACUGAAGAUCGCGGUCCGGCUGCUGCAACCGAAAUGCGGAGGAGGCGGCCGGUUACUCUUCGUGUAGCCACAAACGACGACAUCAAGCCCAAGUACUCUGUCAAAACUGAUGUUGCUCACUGUACGGCAACUGCACCAAACCAACUCCCGUACCGUCUGUUGAAUAAACAUGAGCUUGAAGGACCGUAGAUGAUAUCCCUGUACAUUCUCUUCCUUGUCUUUCUCUGCUACAUACAUGCUCUUGGCGCUGCCUGUUUGGCUCCCUUUGGGUUGGGUCAUGCUGGCAAGCGCAAAGCGAAC